CCGCUGCAGACGAUCGUCCCCAAAGUUGUGAACGUUGUGCUGCUUUUCAAGCUGCUUUCCACAUGUUUUCCAAAGAGACGUGAACUAGUUAUAGCUGAUAUUGACUUCGAAAUGGGGACAAAAGCAGUUUUCGAAGCGUGCAGUAGUCGAUCUGAGUCAUGUUUUGCAGCGGAGAGUUGAAGAAGGAGCAGAAUGAAGAAGUGACGCUGAUCGCUGAGAGCAAAAAACCUCCAGGAGGCUUAAAUGAGAUAACCGGGAACACGCGGGGAAAGCGGAUUUCCACGCAUUUUUACAUGCCGACAGUGACAUUGUUGCGCACUAAAGUGGGAGGACGUUUAACGGUUUGUAAUGCUGAAAUAUGAGAGACCGGACCGGGGCGGGUGAAGCCACAUGGGAGAGGACUGUCCGUGUGCUGUGGGCUCCAAAACGAAAAAGAAAAAAAUUAGAUAUAUCACCAUAUACUUGGAAUUGGAUUGCCAAAGUGGAAUGAUUUAAAAAGAAGAAGAAGAAGAAGAACAAAGAAGAAAGCUGCAGCAGCCUCAAUGCACGCGCGGACACGGACGCAGAUUUAACGUGAGGAAAUCCAAACGCCUUCACACACAACCACAACCACCGAGCACGAUGCUGCGCUGCUCUCUGACAGCUCUGACUUUUGCGUGGACUUUGGUGUUCUGCAGCGUGAGUGGAAGUCGCGCACAGGAAAGACAGGGGUAUUUGGUCGCUGCACCUUCUGUUUUUCGUGCGGGUGUAGAAGAGAGCGUGAGUGUAACCAUUUUCAAUGCAAAAGCAGAGACACGCGUGCAAGUGCAACUGUUGGUGAAGGGACAGACGGUCGCCCACAGCCAUGGAUCAGUGCUGGACAAAGGCACCAUCAAAUUGAAGGUUCCACCUGGGCUGAGAGGCCAGGCCCACCUGAAGGUGUGGGGAAACCGUCACCUUACAGAGGGAGGAUACAUCUUCCACAACUACACGACUGUCACAGUGGAGAGCAAGGGCACGGCUGUCUUUAUCCAGACCGACAAACCCAUCUACAAACCCAAACAUAAAGUGCUCAUUAAUGUCUACACAGUGACCCCUGACCUGAGACCAGCCAAUGACAAGAUGGAGGCGUAUGUUUUGGAUCCGAGAGGAUCCAGGAUGGUACAGUGGAAUUCUCUUAAAUCUGUCUGCUGUGGGGUUGUGAAUAUGAGUUUCCCUCUGUCGGACCAGCCUGUGUUUGGAGAGUGGUUUAUCUUUGUGGAGCUGCAGGGCCACACAUAUAACGUGUCGUUUGAAGUGCAGAAGUAUGUGAUGCCCAAGUUUGAGUUGGUGAUUGAUCCACCGCGCUACAUCCGUGAGCUGCACUUGUGCGAGCAAGCCACUGUCAGAGCAAGGUAUACCUUUGGGAAGCCAGUGACGGGGAAGUUGACUGUGAACAUGUCAGUGAAUGGAGUUGGCUAUUACCGCCAUGAAAUGGGGCAUCCUGUUAUCAAGACGAUGGAGAUAAAAGGUUCUGCAAACGUCAGCCUGUGUGUCAAAGACAUGAUGCCCCUGGAUGUGGCUGAUCACUUCAGGGGCACUGUGAGCAUCUGGGCUUCAGUGACCAGCAUCGAUGGAAGCAGGCAAACCACGUUUGAUGAUUCAACACCCAUCCAUAAACAGCUCAUUGACAUCAAGUACUCAAAGGACACUCGCAAGCAUUUCAAGCCUAGCCUGCCUUACAAAGGGAAGCUUGAGGUAACUUAUCCUGAUGGAAGUCCAGCUGAUGGUGUGAGGGUCCGAGUCAAAGCAGAGCUGACUCCCAAGGACAACAUCUACACCAGCGAGCUGAUCUCCAAGGAUGGCCAAGUCAACUUUGAGAUCCCGUCCAUUCCAACUGCUGCCCAGUAUGUGUGGCUAGAGACUAAAGUGACCUCCAUUGAAGGCAAGACAGUAGGGGACCAGUACCUGCCCAGCUAUCUGUCCAUCAGCAGCUGGUACUCACCCAGCAGGUGUCACAUCCAGAUCCAGGGUUCCAGCUCCCCGCUAAAGGUUGGCCAAGAGGCAGAAGUAGCUAUCAAGUCCACGUGUCCCUGUAACUUCACCCUGCACUAUGAAGUGGCUUCCAGGGGGAAUAUUGUCCUUUCAGGCAAACAGUCAGCCAACCUGACAUCUUCACACCGAGAUAAAAGGUCUGCAGUCGUCUUUGACAAGAACAUUCACACCACCAACCUGCCUCCUUCUGCCUCUGGUUCCUCCCCACAGGCAGAGAUGGACAUCUGUGUGUCUUACCUGCGGUUCCCUGUUAGCCACAGCAUGGCACCUCUCAGCCGUCUGCUGGUCUACUAUGUGAGGGAAAAUGGUGAGGGCAUCACGGACAGCCUGCAAAUCCCGAUCCAGCCCGAGUUUGAGAACAAGGUGUCUGUUUCUCUAUCCGUUAAUGAGUCGAUGCCUGGUGACUCUGUGACUCUGCACGUCCGAGGAGAGAGGGGCUCGUGUGUGUGUGUGGCCACUGUGGACAAGAGUCUAUACCUACUAAAGCCUGAGUUCAGGCUCAGUCCAGACAAGGUAUUUCAAGCACUGGCGCACUUUGACAUCUCUGACGCUUUUGGCAUUCCGAAAGAUGAUGGACACUUUUGGUGGCCUGGUCUGUCAUCAAAGAGGAAGAGGCGUUCCUCUGUAUUUCCAUGGCACUGGGACAUCACCAAGGAUGCACGCUUCGCUUUCUCGGAAACAGGGCUGGUUGUAAUGACAGACAUGGUGAGUCUGAAUCACCGGCAGAGUGGAGGGAUGUACACAGAUGAAGCCGUUCCUGCAUUUCAACCUCACAGCUCCACUUUAGUCGCUGCCAUUCACUCUCGCUCAACACCCAGAGCAGAGAAGCGCAGGCGUACAUUUUUCCCAGAGACUUGGGUGUGGCACUGCUUGAAUGUCAGUGCCGAAAGUGGGGAAGCUGAUCUGCGAUUGAACGUGCCUGAUUCCAUCACCACAUGGGUGACAGAAGUCGUUGGGUUGUCAGAAGAGAAAGGGCUCAGCAUAGCAAAGAGGGUGGAGCUUGGCACCUUCAAGCCCUUUUUUGUCGAUUUCACGUUGCCCUACAGCUUAAUCAGAGGGGAGCAGACCAAGGUUCCCCUUACUGUCUAUAACUACCUUCCAACAUGUGCUGAGGUUCAUGUUAAAGUCUCUGUUCCAAAGGGCAUCAAGUUUGUUGGCCAUCCUGGAAAGCACCACCUGACUAGGAAGAAGUGUGUCCCCCCUGGAGAGGCAACGCCCACAUCUAUUGUGCUGUCAUUCACUGAGCUGGGGCCAGCGAGCAUCACAGCUCGAGCCAUUGCAUACAGUGAACCAAGCUGCUGUUCAGAUGGACUGCAGACAGGCAAAUCAGGCAAUGAUCUAGAUGACAGGAGGACCCCAACUGGCCUUGACUAUGUUCGCAGAACUGUCCUUGUGGAGCCAGAAGGUCUGCCUAGAGAAUACACAUACAGUGUCUUCUUCUGUCCCAACGAGAGAAUCCACAUUUCUACCCCCAACAAAUAUGAAUUCCAAUAUGUGAAGAAGCCAGCCAGAAUGAACCACUUCCAGGUGGCAGUGAAGACUCACAACGAUGCCCAUUUUGCCCUCUCGACCACCCCCCAUGAUAAUGCAGAGAUGAUAGAGAUUGUACUGGGAGGUAGGCAGAACACUCGCUCCUGGAUCUCCCUGGGCAAGCUGGGUGAGGUUUUGGUCAGUGCUUCCACACCAGGAAUCCUCUCGUGGGAUGAGUUCCGUGGCUUCUGGAUCAGCUGGAAGGGAGGCAUUGUUCAGGUAGGUCAUGGUUUACAACCAACAAAUGAAUCAGUGAUCCUCCAGUGGGCAGGCCAGUUCCCUGGACAGGUGCGACACAUUGGCUUUUCAACAGGAUGGGGCUCAGUAGGGGAGUUUAAGAUUUGGAAGAAAGAAGACUCAGAUGAGAACCACAAUGAGGCUUUCACUCUGGGGGUCCCGCACAACAUAGUACCUGGAUCUGAGAAGGCCACUGCAUUUAUGAUUGGGGAUGUGAUGGGACCAACACUGAAUAAUCUGAACAAGCUGUUGCGGCUACCCUCCGGGUGUGGUGAGCAGAACAUGAUCCACUUUGCACCCAACGUUUUCGUUCUGAAAUACUUGCAGAAGACCCGACAGCUCAGCCCUGAGGUGGAGAGCGAGGCCACAGACUACCUACUGCAAGGUUACCAGAGGCAGCUGACCUACAAACGUCAGGAUGGGUCCUACAGUGCUUUUGGAGAGCGGGAUUCCUCUGGCAGUAUGUGGUUGACUGCAUUUGUGCUAAAGUCCUUCGCUCAGUCUCGCGGUUUCAUCUUCAUCGAUCCAGAAGAGCUUCAUGCGGCCAAGUCCUGGCUCAUUAGACAUCAGAGAAAUGAUGGCUCUUUCCCUGCCAUGGGUCGCAUCCUCAACAAAGACCUGCAGGGAGGGAUCCACGGAAAGAUCUCGCUCACAGCUUAUGUGGUAGCAGCCCUGCUGGAGACGGGGAUAACCACAGAGGAAGAGAAGGUGGCAGUGGCUAAAGCCAAGGAUUUUUUGGAGAGUAACACGUACUCUGCUGAUGACCCUUACACCACAGCCCUGUCCGCUUACACCUUGGCUCUCCUGCGUAGCUCGUACGCACCGCUGGCCCUGCGCCGCCUCAACCACAUGGCCAUCUCACAAGAUGGACUCACACACUGGAGCCUCACCGGCGGCUCAAUGACAGAUGAGGACACUUUCAUGGGCUUCAGUAAUGGCCCAUCUCAGUCAGUGGUCUCAGCAGAGGUGGAGAUGACAGCCUAUGGUCUUCUGACCUACACCCUGCUAGGGGAUGUGGCUUCUGCACUCCCUGUGGUCAAAUGGCUUUCCCAGCAGAGGAAUGAGCUGGGUGGUUUCUCCUCCACACAGGACACCUGUGUGGCUCUGCAGGCUCUUUCGGAGUAUGCCAUGCUCUCCUAUGUAGGAUGGGUCAACCUCACAAUCUCACUGGCUUCCACCAACCUUGAUUUCCAGGAGACAUUUGAACUCAACAGGGACAACAAGAAACUCCUUCAAUGUGCCAAAAUCCCCAGUAUUCCCACAGGCCUGUUUGUCAGUGCUAAAGGAGAGGGCUGCUGCCUAAUGCAGAUUGGUGUGUCUUACAAUGUACCUGACCCAGUGUCCAAGCCAGCCUUCCAGCUCAAAGUGGACCUCAAAGAGCCUUAUCAACAGCGACACGCGCAGCCUCCUUCCUCCUCUUCCUCCUCCCGUCAUAACGCACCCCGCUCUCGUAGCCGUGCUGACAACCGCUCUGAGCUAAUCCGGAAGCGCCGGGCACACAUUGACGACGAUGACCCGGCAGCCCACCAGGACAAAAUGGACAUCCACAUUUCUUUAGAAGUCUGUGCCAGGUGGCUCCAUUCUGGCUCUUCCAACAUGGCCGUCAUAGAAGUUCCCAUGCUGUCCGGUUUCCGAGCAGACAUCGAAAGUCUAGAGAGGCUGCUGAUGGACAAGCGCGUUGGACUGAAGAGAUAUGAGUUAAAUGGGAAAAAAGUGCUCUUUUAUUUUGAUGAGAUCCCCAGCCAGUGUAUGACAUGCGUGGCCUUACGUGCAGUCCGGGAAUACAUUGUAGGCAAGACGGCGCCUGUUCUGGUCAAGAUCUAUGACUACUAUGAACCAGCAUUCGAGGCCACCCGGUUUUACAACGUUAGUGAGAGCAGUCCGCUAGCACGGGAGCUGUGCGAUGGCCCUACGUGCAAUGAGGUGGAGAGCUCAGCCAAUCAGUGGAUAGGUUUUGUGCAGGGGAACCAAUGCAACAAUGUGUUUGGCUGUCUGGAGGAGGAGCAGUUUGAGCGUUGCACAUGUUAUAGGGACUGCGGGUAUGAUGGGGAACCCGUUUGUGGGUCAGAUGGACAGCUGUACCAGAACCAGUGUCAGAUGGAAGUAUUUGCCUGUAGGAAUGGUACAGGCAUCAAACAGGUUCCACUGGCCCAGUGUCACCACGUGGCAGUCAUGGUGGAGGACAAGCAGCCAAUGGUGAGGCAGGAAUCUGAGCAGCUUUCAGUGCCUGUGAACACAGGUGAGGAGGAGCAGGGCUCCAUGGCAGAAGUCUCUUACUACUCCUACGAAUAUGAUUCUGAGCCUUUCCUCGCUGACGCAGAAGGGGAGGAGCAUUUCGACCUCACUGGAGGUGGGCCAGAUGGAGAUCAGAAGAUGUUGCUGCCAGCAGACACCCAGCUGCCAACACUGGACACAAAAAACACUCCAGAGCGAUGAGACGCUCUGCCAGCAGACAAUACUCACCUCCAGACUGUACAUUAUUUGUGAAUAUGCUGGUGACUGUGGAGAGACGAGGGAUUUGGGGCUUGCUCGACGUUGCGAUCUCGAGAAUGACACUUUGUGAGAGUCUGCUGUUUCAGGUGUGAUUGCGUUAGAUGAAUAUGAGCCAGUGUGUGGAUGUAUUACGUUUACGAGUGCUAUGAUUCUUUUUUUAAGAUCAUGUCUUCCAGACCUUUAUUUUCUUUCUGCAGACUCCUGGUCACCAAUAGGCACCAUAGCGUUUUGUUAUUCAGCCUUUAUAUUAACUAGAAGAAAUAAUCAAGUAUUUAUGUGUGUAAUUACACUCGCGUUUAAGCAAAUUAUUUUGUGAUAUUUUCUACCUGUGGUAUUUAUUUGCAGCUAAAGGUCAUAUUAUUGUUAUUUUGUUAUUUUUUGUUUUCUCCCUUGUUGUACAUCUUUCAGUUCAACAUAUGCUGCCAAAGGCAAGCUUUAAUCAAAAUUUGGAAAUAUUUAAAAUUUUUGUGCUGGUAUCCAUUCCUGCUGGAGAGACGCAUACAGUAUAUGCAAACUAUAUGCUGAACAGAAAUGUAUGUAGGAUUUUUUUUCUUUUAAUAGGAAUACAGUAGAAAUUAAUUGGAAGAAGGAUCAAGAUUGUGAUAUAUUGUGGAGAAGACAACAGAAUAUUUCAGGUGAAUUGUUCCAGUGAUUGUACAAGUACCAAAUUUGGCACAAACAACAACAAAACACAACAAAAAACCUUAGAAUCACUGUUUUGAAAAUACCCACGAGGAUAAGCAGAUGAUAGACGGGGAUAAACAGCAUCCCAGUCGGCCUUAAUUGUUUGUACAGGACGUACGUCUUUGUCAUCACUUUUUUGUAGCUACUUUUGGACAUCAAGAUCAUCCAAACUGGUCCCUGUGGUGGAAUUCUGUACAAUGCAGUCUGGCAGAACGGUGAUCUUUUUUUUUUAAUCUUGAGAACUCAAGUGUCCUGUGGCCUUUUUGAAAACAGUAAUGUCUAAGGAGUUUUUUCUUUUUUUUUUUCUUUUUUUACUGAAUUUAGUGCUUAUACCACCAUUUUAAAGAGUAUUUCAUUUACCUGCUGCACUAAUACAAGGUGACCCAAAAACAUAGAACCAAUAAAAAUGGUAAUAAAUCCUAUAUAGGUACAGCAAAUUUCAAGAUAUUUGUCGGACUUUCAUAGGAUUUAUUACAAGACUUGUUCUAAUCGUCUUCCCCAAUGUGUCUUGGUCAACCAAGGAAAAGACAUUCUGUCUGGAGGCUUAUUUCGCCAACAAACCAUACCAUUUAGAGCAUAAUUUUGAAAGAACAUCACUUUUAUGCAAAGCGACCAACUGAAACUUUGGGGACUGAUUGUACACAGACUGAAUUUUAGGACCUUUGUAGGAUUUAUUACAAUUUUUAUAGGUUCUGUGUUUUUUCUUUCUUUCUGUCUUUUUUUGGGUCACCCUGUUACAAUUGCAAAAUAUGCAUCUUGUACAACAGCAAAGUCCAAUCCACUUUUACUUCAUGCAGACAGAGAUUUUAUUGUACAGUUCAUAAGCUAUGUUGUUUUUGUUUGGUUUUAAUUUGUGAAACAAUCAAGUUUUAUUUACACAUGAAGAUUUGUGUUUCUGUAAAUUUGCUCAGUUGGAUUAACUGUCGCCCCAGUUCACUUCAAAUGUUGUGCUUUUAGACACACAAAAAUAAAAUUUGGAUACAGGACAGA
Messenger RNA from Thalassophryne amazonica, 7947 nucleotides. It is a transcript of the gene cpamd8, whose product is annotated as C3 and PZP like alpha-2-macroglobulin domain containing 8. Gene Ontology annotation, cellular component: extracellular region. Bases 622 to 6216 code for a protein of 1864 amino acids. NCBI's taxonomy places the organism in Eukaryota, Metazoa, Chordata, Actinopteri, Batrachoidiformes, Batrachoididae. The record is from RefSeq and is a predicted model, not a curated record. The transcript has 44 exons. Gene Ontology annotation, molecular function: protein binding; endopeptidase inhibitor activity.